GCCGGGCGCAUGGAGAGGGGCCUGUGUGAGGCAGGCUGUGCCUUUUAGGGCGACGGGAGACUGUAACUUGAGUCGUACUGAGAGCUCCAGCGGGUCAGGCAGCCUGUGCAGAUGCUAUUUGGCAAAACGAGAGGAGCCGACACCACCUCCGCAGCGAGAGAGCCGCUCGAGUGGGAAUAAUGGCUCUCGUACCAAUAACGCUCCUGGCGUUAAUGUGCCUCCUGCCGUUCCGUUCGGCGGUCUACACCGGGCCCUUGCUUCCGGAGAUCUCCAACGGCACCUUCCAUCACUUUUUCGUCCCGGAUGGUGACUACGAGGAAAACGACGACCCGGAGGUUUGUCAGAUGCUGUUCAGGUUUGCGGCCGCGCCGCCGUGCGGAGUCAGCGAGGACAGCGACUCGGUCGUGCGGGACGACUUCAUCAUCACCAAGCAUCAGAUAGAGGACACGGCGAGGCUGCUGGAGAGCAUCGGCAAGACCAUAUCGUACGACCUGGACGGGGAGGACAGCUACGGGAAAUUUCUCCGGAGGGAGCUGUCUCAGAUCGGCGAGGCUUUCACGAACGUGGACAAGUCCCUGCUGGAGCUGGAGGUGAAAUUCAAACAGGGUCAAGACUCCGACCUGAGAGAGGAGCACCAGCUCAACGGUUACGUGCUGAAGCCUGUCAGCGAGAUGAGAGAUAGUCUGAGAGAGACCACGGACAUCUCUGCGGGACUCAAAGACAAGCACGAGCUGCUGUCUCUCAUCGUGCGCAGUCACGGGACCAGGCUGAGCCGCCUGAAAACGGAGUUUCUCCACGUAUGAUGGCGUAAAGGUGGACAUAGAGGUGGCACGGCAAUCUGUGUGUGCGUGUGCGUGUGUGUGUGUGUGUGUGUGUGUGGGGAGAGAGAGAGAGA
Molecule: messenger RNA, 895 nt
Organism: Lampris incognitus (smalleye Pacific opah)
Lineage: Eukaryota; Metazoa; Chordata; Actinopteri; Lampriformes; Lampridae
Gene: fibina
Product: fin bud initiation factor a
Exons: 1
Coding region: 180-803 (207 amino acids)
Source: RefSeq, a predicted model, not a curated record